Molecule: messenger RNA, 1744 nt
Organism: Sycon ciliatum
Lineage: Eukaryota; Metazoa; Porifera; Calcarea; Leucosolenida; Sycettidae
Product: lipoyl synthase, mitochondrial-like
Exons: 10
Coding region: 136-1302 (388 amino acids)
Biological process (GO): lipoate biosynthetic process
Cellular component (GO): mitochondrion
Molecular function (GO): lipoate synthase activity; 4 iron, 4 sulfur cluster binding
Source: RefSeq, a predicted model, not a curated record
UGUUUGUUCUGUGUUUGGUACAUCCAUCCACGGCCACCCUGUUCUAUUUUCCCAUUUCCUUGGGUUCACGACUUGGAGGUCUACUUUUACAUCGAACUACAUGUACGUAGGGCAAUUGCAGUAGCAGUUAGUGAAAUGGCUUGUCGCCUCUUUUCCGCACCUCUCAGAGGUGUUGUUCCCGGCUUGAAAGGAGAUGUCGUUCUUUCUGUGAGGCCUCUGCUGGGAUCUGUUUCCCCUCUGUCGACAACAUCCACUCAAGCUGCAUUGACUCUGGAGCAGCGUGACAAAAUAGCAGCUGGUCCAGGCUUGGAGGACUUCAUCCGUGAGCAUAAUUAUCCAGAUGAACCCGAGCAUCUCAGACGCAAGAAAGGCGAGCGAACGAGGCUACGAUUACCGCCUUGGUUGACUGUCCCGGUACCGUCCGGUUCAGAUUACACUCGUCUAAAGAAGUCCCUAAGGAAGCUGAAGUUGAGCUCUGUUUGUGAAGAGGCACGCUGUCCAAACAUUGGAGAAUGUUGGGGUGGUGGUGAAGGUACUGCCACUGCAACAAUAAUGCUGAUGGGUGAUACGUGUACAAGAGGCUGUCGCUUCUGUUCUGUGAAAACAGCCCGUGCUCCACCACCGCCUGACCCAAACGAGCCCCAAAACACUGCAGAGGCCAUUGCUGAAUGGGGUGUUGACUAUGUUGUUCUAACAUCUGUUGACAGAGAUGACUUACCUGAUGGCGGUGCCAAGCAUUUUGCUGAUACUGUGAGGGAGCUGAAGCGAAGAAAGCCUUCAAUAUUGGUUGAAUGCCUUACCCCGGACUUUCGUGGUGACCUAACGGGUGUCGCAGAAGUUGCUAGCUCAGGCCUCAAUGUCUACGCACAUAACAUCGAAACUGUGGAAGACUUGCAGUGGCUUGUGCGCGAUCCUCGUGCUAAUUUCCGUCAGUCAUUGGCUGUCCUUGAGCAUGCCAAGAAAGUUACUCCAGAUCUGGUCACUAAAUCCUCCAUCAUGCUUGGCAUGGGCGAAACAGAUGGCCAGAUUCUGCAGGCACUCAAAGAUUUGCGCAUGGCUGGUGUUGAUUGUGUCACGCUUGGCCAAUAUAUGCAACCGACAAAGAGACAUAUGAAGGUUUCACAGUAUGUAACACCAGAGAAGUAUGAUUUCUGGAAGAAAGUUGGCGAUGACCUGGGUUUCGUGUACACAGCAAGUGGGGCCCUGGUUCGGUCUUCCUACAAAGCAGGUGAGCUGUUUCUGACGAAUGUUGUGCGUGCUCGCCAGGAAAAGCAUCAAUCUCAAGCUUCCGGAGAUUCAUGAUUUAACGUACACUUUUCUCCGUUUUACUGCUUCAAGUGUAACGUUGUCAAAUGAUUCUAUUUCAAUCAAGGCCAUGACACUACUAUCACUGUAAUAUUGUGGUCAUCCGAGAUACUUCUUACUUCUUAGUAUAUUUUGAAUUGAGACAAAAUAUUCGCCCCUUGUAAUUUACUUUUAGGUGCGCAGGCUCCGCUCCUAUCACUGUAUAAGUCAACCUCUCACAGCUCACAAUACUACGCAUUUCUUCUCUCCAUACAAUACCAUAAGAUGGCUUUCAAUCAGAGUUUAGCUAAUGCUGUGCAUAGCUGUGCUCGUUGUUUCCACACGCUUUUCUACAUCUCACCUGCUUAUGAUUGGUUCAAGGAAUGUAGUUGUGGUCUAAUCUGAAUUAAAGAAAUACAUGACCUUUUCUGACUCAUUUUUAAUGAAUACGAAUAAUCGA